Salvelinus namaycush (lake trout) is the source of this 7638-nucleotide messenger RNA. RefSeq names its product traf2 and NCK-interacting protein kinase-like. Gene Ontology annotation, molecular function: protein kinase activity; ATP binding. NCBI's taxonomy places the organism in Eukaryota, Metazoa, Chordata, Actinopteri, Salmoniformes, Salmonidae. Gene Ontology annotation, biological process: protein phosphorylation. The transcript is spliced from 32 exons. The record is from RefSeq and is a predicted model, not a curated record. Bases 276 to 4478 code for a protein of 1400 amino acids.
UGUGCUCACUGCUCUCUCGUGGAGUGUGUGUGUGUUUUCACCAUUCGCCCGUGCAGGGGGCCACUAUAAAGCAUGUAGUACCUGGAUCACCUCGGUGUCUCGAGAAGUAUUCCCACCGGGAUCAAACGGAAAAACGGAUUAUAUUACCCAUUGUGGAAUAGUAUUAAUGGACGCCUAACAGGGAUAUAACGGGGGACUUUAACGGCCGGAGGGGAGAGAGGGUUUCUCUUCUCGGUAAAUGAUCGGAGAGGAAGCUUCCAUUUUGAGAGAGAAUCAUGGCGAGCGACUCCCCUGCCCGGAGCCUGGAUGAGAUAGACCUGUCAGCGCUACGGGACCCUGCUGGUAUAUUUGAGCUAGUGGAGUUGGUGGGAAAUGGAACCUACGGGCAGGUCUACAAGGGUCGGCAUGUCAAAACAGGCCAGCUUGCGGCGAUCAAAGUUAUGGACGUCACUGGCGAUGAGGAAGAGGAGAUUAAAGCAGAGAUCAACAUGUUGAAGAAGUACAGCCACCAUCGGAACAUUGCUACCUACUACGGUGCCUUCGUCAAGAAGAACCCACCUGGUAUCGACGACCAGCUAUGGUUGGUGAUGGAGUUCUGUGGGGCGGGCUCGGUGACAGAUCUGAUUAAGAACACCAAGGGGAACUCUCUGAAGGAGGAGUGGACUGCCUACAUCUGCAGAGAGAUCCUCAGGGGUCUGACCCAUCUCCACCAACACAAGGUCAUCCACAGAGACAUCAAGGGUCAGAACGUCCUGCUGACAGAGAACGCAGAGGUCAAAUUGGUGGACUUCGGUGUGAGUGCUCAGUUGGACCGUACUGUGGGGAGGAGGAACACGUUUAUAGGAACGCCCUAUUGGAUGGCUCCUGAAGUCAUCGCCUGCGACGAAAACCCUGAGGCCACCUACGACUUCAAGAGUGAUCUGUGGUCUCUGGGUAUUACGGCUAUAGAGAUGGCAGAAGGAGCACCGCCACUGUGUGACAUGCACCCAAUGAGGGCUCUCUUCCUGAUCCCCAGGAACCCCGCCCCCAGACUCAAGUCCAAGAAGUGGUCUAAGAAGUUCCAGUCGUUCAUUGAGAGUUGCUUGGUGAAGAGUCAUGGUCAGAGACCCAACACAGAACAGCUGUUGAAGCACCCCUUCAUCAGAGAGCUGCCCAACGAACGACAGAUCCGCAUCCAGCUGAAGGACCACAUCGACAGAACCAAGAAGAAACGCGGAGAGAGGGAUGAGACAGAGUAUGAGUACAGUGGCAGUGAGGAAGAGGAGGAGGAACGGGACAUGGGGGAGCCAAGCUCCAUCAUCAACAUCCCUGGGGAGUCGACGUUGAGGCGGGACUUCCUGCGGCUGCAGCUAGCCAAUAAGGAGCGUUCUGAGGCUCUGAGGAGGCAGCAGUUGGAGCAACAGCAGAAUGAGGAACACAAACGCCUCCUGUUGGCAGAGCGGCAGAAACGCAUAGAGGAGCAGAAAGAACAGAGGAGGAGACUGGAGGAGCAACAGCGUAGGGAACGUGAGAUGAGGAAGCAACAGGAGAGAGAACAAAGGAGACGCUAUGAAGAGAUGGAACAACUACGGAGAGAUGAGGAGAGGAGGCACGCGGAGAGAGAACAGGAGUACAAGCGUAAGCAGAUGGAGGAGCAGCGGCAGGCGGAGCGUCUCCAGAGACAGCUGCAGCAGGAGAGAGCCUACCUGGUGUCCUUACAGCAGCAGCAGCAGGAGCCACGGCCACAAGACACCAAACAGCUGUACCACUACAAAGACACAGCCCCCAAUAACGACAAACCUGCCUGGGCCAAGGAGGUGAUGCGUCGAGCCCAGAGUAACUCCCCUCGUAUACCUCCCAAGAAGCACCACUCCUUUAACCUGCCUGGAGACGCCAGCCUAUCACACCUCCUCCUGCUCCCUGGUUACAAAACCCGCUCCCGCCCCCCCUCCUACCCUGCCCAAUCAAGUCACUCCAGGGAGAGGCUCCUCCAAACAGAAGGCAAUAAUGUGACUGUUCCGUGUAUACAUGUGUCCUGCGCCUCUGAUCCUGCCCCUGACUCCUCUUAUCCAAUCCUGCAUCAUCCCGAGGCCAGAAGGAGGAGCCCUGAGGGAAGAGUCCAGGAGUCUAGGGGGAGGAGUCCAGGUCGACUGGUGGAAGAGCGUUCCAAGCUGAACAGACAGAGUUCUCCAGCGCUGCAACAUAAAGUGUCCAACCGUAUCUCUGAUCCAUCCCUGCCCCCCCGCUCAGAGUCGUUCAGCAGCGGGGGCAUACAGCAGGCCCGAACACCCCCCAUGCACCGCCCCGUAGAACCACAGAUGGCCCACCUGGUGCAGGUGAAGUCCCAUGGUCUGUCUGGGUCCCAGUCUCUCCACGACCCUGCAGGGGUCACAGGCCUGUCCCCCUCCCCAUCCUCCGGCCGCCCCCCCAUGCCCCGCCAGAACUCUGACCCUACCUCAGACACCCCUCCUUCUAUACCUCUCCCCCGCCUCGCUCCCCCCCUCGAGAAACUGGACCGCAGCUCCUGGCUACGAACGGACCUAGACCUACCUCCUAAGGUGCCCCAGAGGACCACGUCUAUCUCUCCAGCCCUGGUCAGGAAGAACUCUCCUGGGAAUGGACCUGCGGGCCUUGCUCCUAAAGCUGGAGCACACCUGAUACGGGCCAGUAACCCAGACCUGCGGAGGACUGAUGUCCCAAUGGAAACUCCCCUGAAGAGGAAGAGCAGUGGCAGCUCCUCCAGCUCCUCUACCCCUUCCUCCAAGGGGGGCAGCAACGAAAGAGGGGCAAAUCAAGCGGAGGGUUCUGGGGCACCGGCCCAGGAGACCAAAGAAGAAAACAGAGAUGUGACGCUGACACGACCUAGCAGGCCCGCGGACCUGACAGCUCUAGCCAAGGAGCUGAGGGAGCUGCGUCAGGGGGAGGAGCCUAAUCGCCCGCCCGUCAAGGUGACGGACUACUCCUCAUCCAGUGACGAGUCACAGAGUGACGAGGAGGGAGAGGGAGGAAGUAACGACGGCUCUGUGUCUGUCAGCGACACCCCACGCAUCAUGCCGGCUGCGGGGCAGAGUAGUGGUGAGGUGUACGGUGUGAUGGGAGGACAUAAUGAUUCCUACGGCAACAGUUCCCAAGACAGCACCCUGAUGAUGAGAGAGACCUAUGGGGACAGGAGGCGGAACUCCGCUCUCGCCGACAGCAACGGUUUCCCCCGAAACGCCAAUCUGCCCGAUCUGGUGCAGCAAAGCCCCUCCCCCAUGGUCUCCCCUGGCGAUGGCUCUGGGCGCAGCCACCCCAAAUAUGGCAUGGGCGGUGGGAGUGGCUCCAAGUCCUCCUCCUUCACGCCAUUCGUUGAUCCACGAGUCUACGGAACCUCCCCCACCGAUGAUGAUGAUGAAAACUCUGCCUCUGCUCUCUUUGCAAAUGAGCUGCUGCUUCAGGAGCAGGAGCAGGCCAGACUGAACGAGGCCAGAAAGAUCAGUGUGGUCAACGUGAACCCGACCAACAUACGACCUCAUAGCGACACGCCUGAGAUACGCAAAUAUAAGAAGCGCUUCAACUCUGAGAUACUGUGUGCUGCUCUCUGGGGUGUGAACCUGCUGGUGGGGACAGAGAACGGUCUUAUGUUGCUGGACCGCAGUGGUCAGGGGAAGGUGUAUAACCUGAUCAAUCGCCGACGCUUCCAACAGAUGGACGUUCUAGAGGGCCUCAACGUCCUGGUUACCAUAUCUGGGAAGAAGAAUAAGCUGCGUGUGUACUACCUGUCCUGGCUGAGGAACAGGAUAUUACACAACGACCCCGAGGUGGAGAAGAAGCAGGGCUGGGUCACUGUAGGAGAGCUGGAGGGCUGUGUGCACUACAAAGUCGUGAAGUAUGAGAGGAUCAAGUUUCUGGUGAUCGCUCUGAAGAACUCAGUGGAGAUCUACGCCUGGGCACCCAAACCCUACCACAAGUUCAUGGCCUUCAAGUCGUUCACUGACCUACAGCACCGCCCCCAGCUGGUUGACCUGACAGUGGAGGAAGGUCAGAGGUUAAAGGUCAUCUAUGGCUCCAGCGUUGGGUUUCAUGUAAUCGAUGUCGAUUCUGGCAACCCGUAUGACAUCUACAUCCCCUCCCACAUUCAGAGUCAGGUGACGCCCCAUGCCAUCGUGGUGCUGCCGCGGACCGACGGAAUGGAGAUGCUGCUGUGUUACGAGGACGAGGGCGUCUACGUCAACACCUACGGACGCAUCACUAAAGACGUGGUGCUGCAGUGGGGAGAGAUGCCUACAUCUGUUGCCUACAUCCACUCCAACCAGAUCAUGGGCUGGGGAGAGAAGGCCAUUGAGAUCCGCUCCGUGGAGACGGGACACCUCGACGGAGUUUUCAUGCACAAGCGAGCUCAGCGACUGAAGUUCCUGUCGGAGAGGAACGACAAGGUGUUUUUCGCCUCUGUGCGUUCCGGCGGCAGCAGCCAAGUCUUCUUCAUGACCCUGAACCGGAGCUCUAUGAUGAACUGGUAACCCUGGCAACCCUUCCUUACAUCCUCCCUCCAUACUGUACAUGCCUAACCAGAGGACAGGAUGGAGGGAUGAAAAGAGAGAACUGAGACAGAUGAGUGAACACAGAGCGGCUGCGGCUCAGUGGAGACGGGAGGAAAAGAAAAACCGUCUUCCAUCCAACUCUCAUCGCCAGCCAGCCAGACGUCUGCAGUACUAACCUCCCUCCACCAGAGGAACUAGAGAGGAGCUCUCCAACAACUCUCCAGAUUACGCUCAGCCAACACUCUCUCUCUGUGGUGCGUUUAGUUUCUCUCAGGCACCGUCCAAGAUGGCCCAUAUUCCCUAUACAGUGCAAUACUUUUGGCCAGAGUAGGGAAUAGCGUGCCGUUUUGGAUGUAGCCUCAGUGUUUUGUUUUUGGGAGGUGAUGACAAGAGGUGCUGGUGUAGUCUCCCUCAUGGGGUCAGGGGUCAGUGACUGAGGGUGUUGUCAUGACCCCUGACCUGUGUGUGCGUAUAUACGCGGUGCGGCUGAGUGUAGAUUCUUGACUGCAGGAUUACUUGAAAAAAUAAAAAUAUUGAAACCAGUGGUCACAGAAAAUAUAUAUAUACUCUUGCCAUUCUUGUUCUAGUUCACCUGCGCUCCCCUCUUUCUCUGUGCUCCCCUCUUCUAUUUUACAUUCAAUCUAUUUGCCAUAUUUAUAUUCUGUGUUUCACAUCUGUAAAUUCACAUUCUAUGAUCUGAAACGGAGCUGCUUCCCUAUCAGACACUCUUACACUGAGACGGAACAACGGAGGACAGAGAAAAGGAGGAGAUAGAAAGAGAGAAUGAUGAGAGCAGUCUGAGUUUGUUUAGUUCAUCUUCCUCCUGUAGAAAUUUCAUUAAAAAAAUGUGACAUGCUUCUUCAUGUUAAAGACUGCGAGAGAGGGAGAAGUGAUGGAGAGACAGACGUUUGGGUUGGUUAAUUGUCAGGCUUCCUCCUACACCACCUCUUCUCUCAUCUCUUCCCCCCUUCCAUUAGUUGACCUGCUCCUCAACAUUUGCAUAGUGACACAUAUUCCACUUGUCGUCAUCACUUUUGACUUCUAAACUAAGGCAAUACACAGGUGUGGUCUGACUGGACAAAUGCGUGGUUGGAAAGAUUUAACUUUCCAAAAUGAGACCCACCAUGUUAUAGUCAGUUAAUACCUUAAACUGGGGGUGGGGGUGUAAAUGUACUCGAAAUAGCUUUAGAUGGCCAGGUGGAAUGACCACAUUAUGAAUCUCAACCGUUAAGUUUAAUCACAUUUAGUCUUCUAGGAUACUGUGUCUGACACUACCUGCAAAGGUAGUAGAAAGUUGAGGAGGGUGUCUGUGUUUACUGAACCAAUGAUGAUAGACUACUGAUGUGGGUUAUAUGUAAUAAAGGGUAAUAGAAAUGAGCCUACUCCAUCCACUAAUCCCAUACCUCUUCAGUCAUCAUAGAUCUGAAAUGACUGGUUAAAUAUAAGUGUGACCGACUGGUGUUUGAACCUGGGUCGGCAGCCAUCUUGCUUUCUCCUAUCUAGUCCUGUCAGAUCUUUGAACACUGCAGGGGUAUAAGUUAGAGGAAAAUGGGGUUGUUUCCAAGAAACCAUAGGGUAAAUAUGAUAAAGCAUUUGAUUAUGAUAUCUAACGGAUCAUUUAGAGAUAGACCACCAUCAUGUUCAUAAUAUAAGGCUUUCUACAGAGUAGAGAAAAUGGUUUCUACAAUAUGUUUUUAUCGUGUUUUUGUUGUUGUAUCAGACUUUGAACGUGUGCAAGAAUGAAAGUGUGCGCGUGCAUGUGUGACUUGUCUUCCCUGCUAACAGUACAGAAUUAAACUGCCACUGUUAGGUGUGUGUGUGUGUGUGUGUGUGUGUGUGUGUGUGUGUGUGUGUGUGUGUGUGUGUGUUUUCACCUCUUCUGAAUCACUGGAAUCAAUAACCCGCCCCCCAGACUGGUACUCCAGUCAACUAUGUGUUGUUGAAGCGUAACUGUCCUUGUACAGAGACAUGAUUAUGAUUACAUAGACGUCCUCCGCUGCUUUACUUCUCACUCUGUGUCUGGAUGUCUGUGUCUGACAUGUAAAGUACACGGCAGCCCUAUCUCACACUGUUGGCCACAUGGUUUCCCCCUGCCCCUUUGUCCCCCAUGUUCAGCUCCAUAACACACACACACACACAAAGAAACAAGCACCUGUGUGACAUACUAAAUAUUGGGAUGAUGUCCUGCUCUGCUGAGCGUCCAUAUGAUUUCCUUGUUUGAGAGCUAAUCUCAGUUGUGAUUUUCAUGUUCUUUUCUUGAAUUAGAACCAAUGUCAAUACUGCUGUACGUAGAUCUGGAGUCAUAGAGGGCUCUGUCUUUGGCUCCAUGGGAUUAGCUGUGUGGUCGGCUGUGUAUGGUAAACUACCCAAGGUGCUUCACCUCCAUGAUCUGUGUUUUUGUGACAAAGUGCUUGAAGUGGAAUGAAAUAGGUACCAGUACUUAUUUAAAUUCUACAGUACAGGUAAUCUCGACACCCAGAACCAAAUCUCAGCUGUGAAGGCUGUCACAAGAGACUAUAGUACAUGGGUCCAUAUUUUAGAGCCAAUAUUCUGUAAGAGGUGCCAGUACUCAAGCAGUAGCAUAUCAGAGGAGGCUGUUCUUCGUACCGAUCAGGACCGGCCCACUGGUCUGAGAGCACUUCUCUAGCGUUCUUUUCUGUCUGUCUGCAUGUGGAGGUGUGGGGAGAGAGAAGCAGGGCAGACUGCAGUAGGCCUACUUACAGCUUCUUUAGACUUUGGGCCUCCAACUUUGGCACAUCACAAAUAUGUAUGUUUUAAAUAUAAGUGAGUAGAAUUGGAUUAAACAUUGAUUAUAAGGGAACAAUGUUGGGAUGGUAUCUGUACACUGGAUCCUAGCUUCCUUAGUGUUUAGCAAUAAAGAGCACUAGCUACUGACUUCUUUAGUCUUCUGCUGUUACUUCUCUGUGUCACCAUGACAGACACAGAGGUGCAGAGGAAGGUAGGAUGUAUGGGUGAUGAGCAUGGAUACAUGUGAUUAUUGAUGGUGAUUAAUUAAUGUGACUGGAAGCAUUUUGUUUAUGAAUUUUCCAUGUAACCUAUUCACACACCUCAUGUUUCCAAAUGACAACAUGCAUUAAAAAUGUGCUGUUUUUUCUUAAAUAAAAUAAGUUAAACAUGA